Vespa crabro (European hornet) is the source of this 762-nucleotide messenger RNA. It is a transcript of the gene Prx5, whose product is annotated as peroxiredoxin-5, mitochondrial. Gene Ontology annotation, molecular function: thioredoxin peroxidase activity. Gene Ontology annotation, cellular component: peroxisome; cytoplasm; mitochondrion. Gene Ontology annotation, biological process: cell redox homeostasis; hydrogen peroxide catabolic process; cellular response to oxidative stress. The transcript has 4 exons. NCBI's taxonomy places the organism in Eukaryota, Metazoa, Arthropoda, Insecta, Hymenoptera, Vespidae. The record is from RefSeq and is a predicted model, not a curated record. The coding region runs from base 141 to 701 and encodes 186 amino acids.
AGAAGAUUUUCUGCCGGCUUCAUUUAGAGAAGUCAAGUGUUUUCGUGUGAUAUCGUUCUUUUGUCGUGACCGAUAAAAUACAUAUCUUGAUAUACUGAGUGAUAUUUCGUUAACAGGAGUCCUUUUUUUCAUUUAAACAGAUGAAUCAAAUCGUAAAACGUGUCAUUACUGUUCGCGAUAAGUCAUCGUUAGGUUGUCUCGUUCGAAAUUUUCAUUUAUCGUUGCGAAACAUGGUUAUCGCUGUUGGUAGCAAAUUACCGUCGGUUGAUCUAUUCGAGGAUACUCCGGCUAAUAAAGUAAAUCUAGCAAAACUCAGUGCUGGAAAGAAAAUAAUUAUUUUCGCAGUACCUGGUGCUUUUACUCCAGGAUGUUCUAAGACUCAUUUGCCUGGUUUUGUUCAAAAAGCUAAUGAAUUAAAAAGUAAGGGUAUCAAUGAUAUUUACUGUGUCAGUGUAAAUGAUGCAUUUGUUAUGGCUGCCUGGGGUAAGGAACAAGGCACAUCAGGAAAGGUACGAAUGCUGGCUGAUCCAAAUGGUGCCUUUGCUGAUGCUUUAGAACUAUCUGUUGAUUUACCAGUCUUAGGUGGAAAACGAAGCAAACGUUAUUCAAUGGUCGUUGAGGAUGGAGUUGUAAAAGAACUUAAUGUUGAGCCAGAUAAUACAGGACUUUCUUGCUCUUUAGCCGAACAUAUUAAAGUUUAAAAACUAUGAAAAGUUUCUUUUAUUCAUAUAUAUAUAUAUAUAUAUAGUAAUAUUCUUACUA